GUUUUUGUCAUAAUUGACACGUUGUUUUUUUAGAAGAGUAAAUAAAUUAAGAAAGUCUUAAAUAUUAAUAAUUUAAUUAUGAUACAAUGGCUGGUCCUAUGGAAGAGAGUCAUUGGAUUAGUGAUCUUGAAAAUGCCUUAUUAGAGGAAUGUUCAGCAACAGACGUUUAUUGUAUUUGUAAGGGCAAAGCCCUACCAGAAAAUUUAAGAUCUGAUGUGUGGCAGAUAUGUUUAGAUGUGAGGGACAAAGGGAACCAGUUAGACCAUUUUAAUGAAGUAUUCGACCUGCCAAAUCAAACUGUACUUAGGGAAGACUGUGCGGCUUUUGUAGCAAAACUAGGAAACGAAGAGGAUGAUAGACUUUCCGUUAUUUCAGACUUAGAAUCAAUUAUAACGUUUUAUUGCAAAAGCAGAAAUAUUCAGUAUGUUAAGAAAAAUGGUUGGUUGGAGUUGUUGGCUCCUAUUUUAACUCUGAAAACACCAAAGUCUACAACUUAUAAUUUGUUCGAAGCAAUAAUAGAUACUUAUGUACCCCAAAGCAGUCAAACCGAUGCCCAUGCCUUUCAUGUUUUAAGAUUACUGUUACUUUAUCACGAUCCAGAAUUAUGUUCUUUCUUGGAUACAAAAAGAAUAACACCAGAACAGUAUUGUCUUUCAUGGUUUCAAUCUCUUUUUGCAGCCACAUGCAACUUAGAAGUGGUUAUCAAUAUGUGGGACUUCUAUUUCCAACAGUCAGAUCCAUUUUUCAUAUUUUUUCUAUCGCUUAUAAUGGUAGUUAAUGCAAGAGAUCAAAUAAUCUCUAUGAAUGAUGAAAACCGAGAUAAAAUAAUUGCUAGUCUUAAUAACAUGCCAUGUGGUCUUGAAGCUGAUGAUGUAUCUGAUUUUUGCACAUUAGCACAAUAUUACGCACUAAAAACCCCAGUUUCUUUUAGAAAUGAUCUUAUGCAGAGUAUUUACAGUGGAAAAGGUGAUAGUGUUGUGAUCGUUUCACAAGCUUUAUGUCUCCCAGUUACAGUACAUGAAUUAGUCGAAAAUACCACACAUGAAACAAUCAAUGUUGAUGCUGUUAGAUUCUUUCUAGUCGAUUGUAGACCUAUUGAACAUUACAAUGCUGGUCAUUUGCCUACUGCCUUCCACUUAGAUUGUAAUUUAAUGUUGUCAGAACCUAGUGCUUUUGCGACUGCUGUUCAAGGAUUACUUAGUGCACAAAGGCAGGCCUUACUACAUAAGUCACAUGCUGGAGGUGAACAUUUGUGUUUCCUGGGUUCUGGCAGAAACGAAGAAGACCAAUACACACAUAUGGUAGUUGCGUCGUUUCUUCAAAAGCAUACACAAUAUGUCUCGCUACUGAUGGGUGGCUAUAUAGCUGUACACAAUUAUUUCUCAGACAACGUCGACGAUUUUCUUCAAGAUCACAACCCCAAGAGCUGCAUCGUGUGUGCUCCUACAUACGCUUCAAAAAUGCUGCAGUCUAGUCAGAAACCAUCGCAGUCGAAUGAUCUCUUUGGUAAAAUUUCAGCAGCCAUGAAAUCAAAAUCUGCGGAGGUAAAAGGGAGGCUGAUAGAUUAUAUUGUUAACCCCAAUGGAAGUCCAGUGCCCGAGAGGCAUGUGUCUAGUACUGAUAAAAUAGGCAAGAGGUACAGGGAUGUUGCACCAGUGUUUAGUAUUGAUGAUGAUCACGAUAACGUAGCAAAUGAAUACGUUGGCCCUGAAGACAAACAAGAACUGGUGCAAAUUCAGGCCUACCUAAAACAAUCGGACGUCAUCGAACACUUCCCGUGCCAGGAAGUAAAACUGAAUGGAUUUAUGUAUAAGAGUCAUCUGAUUGUUACCAGAACCGAAUUAAUCGUACUAAGAGAAAUCCCGAAUAUUAAAGGUGCUGCAGAAGUCAUCGUAAAACGGCCUUUGUCGGCAAUAGUGAAAAUUACCGCUAGGAAACGCCAUCCCGAAUUAAUCACCUUCAAGUAUGGCGUACCGGAUGGUGAGAAUUUGAAAAUAUCGGACAUGGAUAGGUUUCUUAUACCAAACGCGGAUAAAGCAACGAAAGUAGUGUCUGAUCAAAUUCUUAAUCAAUUAAAAGCUAAAGAGUGACCUUUUUAGAAUAAGCAAAACUUCUUAAAUAUUUGUUAAUGUGCAUUAUGACUUAAAUAAUUUAAUAUAUUCUAAAGUAUUUUAACUGUGUU
Molecule: messenger RNA, 2182 nt
Organism: Diabrotica balteata
Lineage: Eukaryota; Metazoa; Arthropoda; Insecta; Coleoptera; Chrysomelidae
Source: the annotation of a GenBank genome assembly